GCAGUCUGCAGGCCACUCGGGCUUUGAUGGUGGCUGCAAUACUCCUGGGCCUUGUUGCUGUGUUUGUUUCUGUAACUGGCAUGAAAUGCAUGAAGUGCAUGGAAGAUGACCAGGUGAAGAAGAUGCGGAUGGCUGUCUUUGGUGGGGUGAUCUUCAUCAUUGCAGGUUUGGCAGCACUGGUGGCCACAUCAUGGUAUGGCAACAGAGUGGCUCGAGCCUUUUAUGACCCUUUCACCCCUGUCAAUACCAGAUUUGAGUUUGGAUCAGCUCUCUUCAUUGGUUGGGCAGCUGCUUCUCUGGCCAUGCUGGGGGGGGCCUUCCUCUGCUGCUCCUGUCCACGGAGAGAAACUUCAUAUCCACCCUCCCGAGGCUACCCAAAAAAUGCCCCCUCCACAGGGAAGGAUUACGUAUAAUGAAGCAAAGGAGUCGCCAGCACUGCUAAUGAAAGCAUUUUGGAAAGGACGCUACAAUGCCACUGUCCUGAGCAGAGUUCAGACUCUAGGUUCUGCCUUCCUCUUCUCCCAAAAAUGUGUAUAUUUUUAUAAUCCUCUUUGCUACUGGACAUAACUUCUCCUUUCUCUCCCAGCCCAUGGAGGAAGGCUAGCCUAGGUUCAUAGGUAUUGCCACUGAAAAGAUGAAACCUCCAAGCUUGGGUUAAGUUUAGUAUUUGGGAGCAAAAGGGAAAAUGAUACUGGUUUUUUAGAUGGAUGUUGGUGCUU
Nestor notabilis (Kea) is the source of this 719-nucleotide messenger RNA. RefSeq names its product claudin 1 (gene CLDN1). Gene Ontology annotation, molecular function: structural molecule activity. The record is from RefSeq and is a predicted model, not a curated record. The annotation marks the transcript as partial. NCBI's taxonomy places the organism in Eukaryota, Metazoa, Chordata, Aves, Psittaciformes, Psittacidae. Gene Ontology annotation, biological process: bicellular tight junction assembly; cell adhesion. The transcript is spliced from 3 exons. Gene Ontology annotation, cellular component: bicellular tight junction; plasma membrane.